Mytilus trossulus (common blue mussel) is the source of this 7017-nucleotide messenger RNA. Its product is annotated as zinc finger protein 845-like. The record is from RefSeq and is a predicted model, not a curated record. Lineage: Eukaryota; Metazoa; Mollusca; Bivalvia; Mytilida; Mytilidae. The transcript has 3 exons. Gene Ontology annotation, molecular function: zinc ion binding; RNA polymerase II cis-regulatory region sequence-specific DNA binding; DNA-binding transcription factor activity. The coding region runs from base 225 to 4040 and encodes 1271 amino acids. Gene Ontology annotation, biological process: regulation of transcription by RNA polymerase II.
GCGCAUCAAUCUUUUGGAGCAUUUCCUGUUAUUGGAUAACGAUUGCUUUACAAUUUAGCAAAACAGCUCAAUAAGCACACUUAAUACGUAAUUGUGAUGGACACGACAAGUAUUGAUGAUGUGGAUGAUUGACCUCUACCUUUGGCUUUGACCUUUUGCAUCAGCGUUGUCGUAACUACCACUAACUCUGACAAACUUGACAGUUCCUUAAAGAAUUUGAAGCCAUGGACGAAGAUGAUGAUAUGCACAUUUGUUUGGUCUGUCAGGCGACAGUGGUAGGACUAAUAAAUUACGUCAAUCACAAAAAGUAUGAAUGUCCUGGAAGAAAAAAUGCAGACAAAGGCGUGAAGACGGCCAAACCAGUGCAAGCUGUAUCCCAACCUACAUACACACAAGGGGAGCCAGCUACUCAAUCUUUCAUGCAGUUAUUAUCACCUACUGAUAGUCAGUACUCACAAUCUCCCAUGUUUGCUAGUCACAUAGAUAGUCCAGCACAAAUUACUACCAGUCAACAAUUUGCUCAGUCGCCAUUGCAUACUACUAGCCAAUUGUUUUCUGUGAGCUCUUCUCCAAGCCAUGGAGUAGGUUACACAACUCAAAUCUCAUUUAGCGAUGAAAUUGGCCCUGUGAUGUCAUUACAACAAAAUACUGAUCUUCCGUCACCUCCUGCAUCAGGGAUGAAUCAUAACGAUAAAGUGUCAACAUCCCAGGCUUCAAUCGAAAUUUCACCAAUCCAGACCAACAGGUUAAGCAGCUCACCGUCACAAGGAAGACAGCCACUGACAGUUGACCCCAACGAGCAGUAUUUAACACUUCCAUCAGGAGGUUUUAGUCCAUCUGGAAACGUCAUGAAUCCAAAUGUUGUCAUGAGCCCAGAAGGGUCUGAUUUCUUUUCUUCUUUAGCAUUACAAAAGAAAAGUGAAAAAGUAGAAACACACCAGAAUGAAAACAAGGAUAGUUUGACCGCUGACUUACCAAUAGCUAACAUUCUCAAUAGUUUGGACUUGUAUGAUGAAGAUUUAGAUUUUGUGUUUGCAGACGACAACUUUCUGCAAGAUGCUUUCACUGACGAAUCUGAUGACGACAGUUUUCCUCCACCCAAUCAUACUCAUGGAAAGUGGAAACCAGGAGAGGGGCCGUCACAUCACUCUAAAGUGUUAUGGCAGCCAGGUAGAAGACCAAUGCAUCCAUCAAAAGGGAAAUGGAGGCCUGGUGAAAUGCCUGGAAAGGCAAAAGGCAAGUUAAAGUCUCAUAUCCUGGCAAGACAGCAAGAAAAUGCUAAAGAAGAAGAAGAGAAAAAUCAAACAAGGGUAGCCUAUAAGAAAAGAAAUGAAUAUAAAUGCCAGUAUUGUGACAUAACAUUUUCAAAUCGGUUUGUUUUUUCAAGCCAUUGCCAGAAACCAGAACAUAAGAGAAAUGUUUCAAACUACGAUAGAAUAGAAGAGGCUGUCAAGAGUCUUGAUGUGAUAGAAUGGAAAAAUGAUACCAAUGAAAAUAAUAAAAAAAUUAAACUUGACAACGAAAUAAAAGAAGAAAGAUCGAGUCCGGAUAAUGACAAUAGGGAAGCUUUGGAUGAAAAUAAAUCUGUAGAACUCGAAAAACCAAGUAGUGAAGUAGAAAAGAAGAAACAUGAACCUCCUGUUUAUAUUUGUUCUGUCUGUGACAAAAAGUUCGAUAGCAAGUACACAAUGGCACGUCAUCUUCUGUCGACUUACCACAAAAAUCGUAUAACAGGAAAUCCAGAUACCAUCAAAGUUUUAGAACAAUAUCACAAAUAUAUAGUCUGGCUUAGCCCUUACCAAUGUACAAUUUGUCAGUUUUAUUUCAAUAGGAAUGAUGAUUUCAUGGAACAUUUGAAGUCUGAGGAUCAUAAAUUACAGUGUGAGGGUCUCGAUGGUGAAAUUAUGUGCAGCACUUGUAAAUUUAGUUGCCAUGACAAUGGCUCUUUACUUCGUCAUAUUGAGAAUAAUGGCAUCCAUAAGCAAGCUGCAAAGAAGGGAAAUAAGCCAUGUAUAAUCAAGGAAAAGAAUUAUGAUACUGUUUGUAAAUAUUGCAAGAAGAGAUUGCAUUCUAAAUUACAUAUGAAAAGACACAUGCGUUCCCAACAUUUCAAAGAAUAUGCUGAAUAUGAAUCAACAUGCAAAUUAUGCGACAAAUUUUUCUUCGAUACUUACACAUACAAACGUCACAUGGCCACGGGUCAGCAUAAAUUACGAGCAGAACAAAGACAGGCAUCAGGAAAUGCUGCUAAGGAAGAAAAGCCAGAGGUCUUCAAUGAAGGAGUUAACAGGACCAGAAUUAAUCGGAAAGUUGAAAAGCCGUAUAAAUUGGCGAAAAAGAAUACCAAGAGUAUAAAUAAAAGCUUCAAAUGUGAAUAUUGCGACUUUGUUGCGUCACAGUACAAUGAGCUGAGGCCGCACUACAUGGAAAGCCAUGCAAACCAUGUGUUCGUUUGUGAAUUGUGUGAUUUAACUUUUAUAACGGAGAAAGCACGAAAAGUUCACUUUGCUGGAAUCAAACAUCAAACAAACUUGAGAAAAUCUGAAGGAAAUCCCGAAUCAUUGAUUCUUCAGUGUGAUUAUUGUGAUAGAAGAUUUGAAGAUGAAAAAUUGAAAUUGUUUCAUACAGAAGUUUACCAUUUACAUCCUAAUUCAGAAGAAUCUUUGAAAGACAAACUAGGUCGCGGUGAUGUGACAACUUUGAUGUAUCGUGACUUCCUGUCAACAAUUGAUCAAGUAGAAGAUGAAAGAAUUCAGUGUCUGGAAUGUCCGAAGACCAUUAUGAAGGACUAUAUCCUAGAACAUUUACGAUCACAUUCAGGGGAUAAGCCAUAUAAAUGUCGUUAUUGCAGUUCAGGUUUUGCUGCACCACUUUCUCUUAGAAGACAUUUAAUGUCACAUGUAGGUUUGGCAGACAGAAAAUGUGAAAUUUGUGGUAAAGAGUUCAAGAAAUAUGGUUCUUAUAGAGAACAUAUGACAAAACACUGUCUUGAAGAGAACAACGCUAGCAAACUUAUUUGUGAUGUCUGUGGACAGGAAUUUCUAUUACAAAAACAAUUGACUACACAUAUGAGAAGACACGGAGAGAAGAAAUUCAAGUGUACCUAUGAAGGAUGCCGUUGGGCAUUCUAUUUAUACAAUGAACUUAAAGCUCAUUAUAGGUCACAUACUGGCGAGAGAGCUUAUCUUUGCGACAUUUGUGGAUAUGCUGCUGGAACAAAAAAUCGUCUAAACCGUCACCAUCACACACAUACGGGAGAAAGAGCUCACCACUGUGAAUAUUGUAAUUACAAGGCUGGAACACGAACACAUCUACGAAGACACAUGAGAAUACAUAUAGGUUCUAAACCAUACAAAUGCCCUUAUUGCCCUUAUUCUUGCAAUACACAUGAGAACAUCAGGAAACAUAUAUCCAAAACUAAGAAACAUGCAGGACUGCCAAUCUAUCCCUGUAAAUUUUGUGAUUAUGGCACGAGUAAUACAGUUGAUUUCCGUUUUCACUUGGAGCAGAAACAUAAAGGAGAAUUCAAUUUUAAAGCAAGUGAUGGAUUAGCUAUCAUUGCUGGAUUGUACAAAAAGGAUGAUGAUCCGGCCAAACCUUUAGAAGGAACAGAAAUAUUUCAGGUACGAGAGAGAAAGAUCAAAACUGAAAGGCAGCCUCGUCAAAAACAAAAGAAACAACCUAUCCAUUUUGUGGACACAAAAUAUGAUAUCCCCGAAGAAAACAAGAUUGAAGUAGCUCAGUAUCAGGUGAAUAAUGAAGAUUUCCACAAUCAGACAGAGAUUGUAGAUGUUCAUGUUACACAUGAGCAGUGGCCAGCUUAUACGACACAGGCAAAAAUCACACCAAUUUCAUCAGACAUGCAGUCCUACCAGAAUGUAAUUGAACCAAGUUAUUCUGGACAGAUAUCUUCUGUUGGAUAUUUUAUGCCCGUGACAACUCCCUCAAAUACUGUCACCGUAGAAAGUUCGUUGAUUCCACAACCUCCAGCCUUACAAGUUGAUGUUGUAGCUAAUGGUAUUAAAUUUCACUAUGAUUAAAGAAAGAAAAAAAUUCUAAUAACAGAACAUUCAAGAAAAAAGUGUGGGAUGAAAAAGGAAUAAAAACAGUGAUUUUUUUAAAAUUUUAUAAAUUGAAAAUCACAUGUUUCAUGUAUUUUGGGGUAUCAUUUGUUUUAGCCAGAAAUCAUGUUCAAGUUUGCCUGUAUUUUUUGUUUGUUUGGUUGGUUUUUUGAUGUUUGAUUUUUGACUAUUUUUGUUUAUAAUAUUUUGUUGAUUUUUGUUUUUGUAUUUCAGAACAAGCCCUAGUCCAUGAAAUACAUGUUCAAAUAAUGACGAAAAGUAUUGUCUAUUAUGUUGUUGGUGAUCACCUUAGCAUUGACAGGUUUAAGCAUUUUUUGGAAAAAAUAAAUUGUCACUCAAUUCUAUUACAAUUGGUGCUGUAGUAUAUUAAAGAGAUAAAAUUACUUACCAGUGUAAUCAAAUGAGUAUUUUUAAAAAAGAUUUAAGAAAAUAAGAGAUCAUUUUAUUAUUUAACAAACUGUGAUUAGGUUUAUUAUUUUCUAUUGAAUAUGCAUUUCAUGGAACAGAGGUAAUAUUACAGACUGUUAAACAUACAUGAGGGAAACAUAUUUAUAUCAAGCCUAAGAAAUGAUGGGGACAAAAAAAAUCUCAUUCUUAUUUCAGUACAAUAUUUAUAACGCAUGAUAAUUUUUUUAUCUUAUGCAUGUUUUUUUAAAGAGCCCCUGAGUGAUAGGCAAUGAGAAUUUAGAAAUAGCUCCAAUGGGUAAAACCUGAGUGAAGUCUCUGAUGUAUGUUUGAAUUUAACACUAAACCCAAAAAUCUGAUAUUUUAAUAUUUUUAUAUUGAUUCAUUCACACAAUAUGAAAAAUAAUUUCUUUAUAAUAAAAAAAAAUUGGUGACUACAAUUAUUAAUUAUGCUGGUUAAUAUGCUUGAAAAUUAUAUUUUUGCAAAAUCUUUAUAUUUUUGAUUGAAAGAUGUGAGUUGUAAAUUUAAUUUAUUUUGAAUCAAUUUCAAAGGGCAUUGUAGGCUAGAAAGCAUUUAUUGUGUUUAUAAGGUGCUAUGAUCUAUAAUUAGUAGCUAUAGGUUUAUCCAAGAUAAUAAUUAUCUUUGGUAAAAACUUAAGACAACAAGUAAUGCUAUGUUUGCUUUAUGCAGGUUUCUCACUUAGAUGAGUCUAUUAGACAGACUCUUGAAAGUUCAAAUAGACUUUAUUCUGCUCUGUGUUGAAGGCCUAUAAUGGUUUACUUUUAUAAAUUGUUAUUUAGAUGGAGAGUUUUCUCAUUGGCACUCACACCACAUCUUCCUAUUUCUACUUAUAACUUACUUCAAAGGUAAGUCUAAAAUUCAAACAAUAUAAAAAUAAGGAGAUGUGGUAUGAUUGCCAAUGAGAGAAUUACCCACUACACAUCAAAUUAAGUGGGAUGAAAGCUGUUAUAGGCAACGUCACAAUCUUUGACAAUGACGAAAACUGGUAUAAAGUGUAGUCUGCUAUAAAAGGCCCUAAAAUUAAGGUUUUUUUAGCAUUGUGACUUUGAUCAUGUUGAUAUAAGCUUUGUCAGAACUUAACACUGGUUAUGGCCAGAAAUCCUCCAAACAAAAGUCUUGGUACAAGAACAAAUUGUGGUGAGGUUUAACCAGUUUUAUGGCUGCAAUACACCACAUUUAUUUCAGACCAUAUGUAUUGAAAGUAAAACACACACACAUUAAAGUCUACAUUCCAACUACCAACAGGAUGACCACUGACUCGAUAAAAAACAAAUGGCAGUUCAGAGGCUGAUUAAGAGGGGGGGCCCCCUUUUCUGGGAAAAAAAUGGUUGAUUAUAUAGGGAAUCACUGAAGCAUGACCGGAGUUGGCCCCCUCUUAGGCAGUCAGUGGGCUCCCUCUUAUAAAAAUUCUGGAUCUGCCACUAGACUAGGCACAUACACAUAGUUUAUUGUAGGAUCAAAAUGAGCUAGCUAUGAUGGGAAUGUCUGUUCAUUUAUUUAUCCAUCUACCAACAUUUUGUCUUUGCAAAUUUUAUGGAUGAAACAAAAUAUUUUGCAACUUAUUGCAUUCUGCACAUAUUUUCAUAGUUUUUUCCAAUAAAUGUACAUGCUUCAUACACAUAAAAAAAUAAAAUGAUAUAGAAUGAAAACUUUUUUGCCAUUCUGAUAUUCAGAGUUGCUUGCAUAAAUGAUAUACUAUCAAUGUAAUUCAGUUGAUGGACCAAGUGUUGUUUUUUUUCUAUUUAAUGUAUAUUAAUUUAUAGUUUCAUUUGAAAAGUUUACUUCAUCUGAUUAGUGAAAAUUAUGCUCUUUUGUUAUUAGUUUAGAUUAUUAAUGGAAUCAUGUUAUUGUAAAAGACCUGACUCUUUUAAAGUUGCAAUUUGGUCAAAAACUUUGGUUUAAGUAAACACCAUUCUUGUGUUAAGGUGCAGUGUCCUUUCUUUCCUAUGAUGAGCAACUGUGGUUGAAAAAUAUGAUGCUAUAUUGGCAAAUAAUGUUCUUUUUAAAUGGUAAUUAGCAAAAAAAAACAACUAUUUCCAAACUUUAUUUUCUUAAUGGCAAGCUUAAGGAUACCAUUUAUAUUGGUGAUUUAAUAAACCUGCUGGGCUAUUUUAUAUGAAUGCAUGUAGCAAUUUCUUGCUUCUUGAUAAUGAUAUUGUGUUAUUAUUAUAUGAGUUUAUUAUAAAUGUAUUAUUUUGCUAACAUUUUUUGUGAAUUAUUUGAACACCAUGAGGGCUUUGCGUUUUGUGUAUAGGUGAAAUACAACAUCUACAUCUUGCACAGUGUGCUGCAUUCCAACACUUAGCGUCAAUGUACAAAUCUGUAGACCAUUAAAUAGUCUCCUUGUUAAAACCUGUAAGUUUCUUUUGUUAUCAUGUAUAAAAAUCUCUUAUUAUUAGAAGAUUUAAUUUGAGACCCAUAAAGUACCUCAUUUUUGGGGGAAACUAUGAUUUCUUUAUUUAAGUUUAAAUUAUAAAACCAUAAUAUUAAAUGACAGAAAGAUAUAUA